This is a messenger RNA of Blepharisma stoltei, 435 nucleotides long. NCBI's taxonomy places the organism in Eukaryota, Ciliophora, Heterotrichea, Heterotrichida, Blepharismidae. The record is from the annotation of a GenBank genome assembly.
AUGAACCAAGAUUUUCAAUCAGAAAAUACUUAUAACAAAGGACGAUGGAAUGCAGAAGAGAAAAAGAAAUUCGUAGACGCUCUUAAUUUAUACGGAAAAGACUGGGCUAAGAUUCAAAAUUACAUAUCUACAAGGACCCUGGUUCAAGUAAGGUCUCAUGCCCAAAAAUAUUUCCGAAAAGCCGAUAGGCCUCAAGAGCUUAAAAUGCCACAACUUUUUAGGCUGAAGGAUUCAGAAAGAAAAUUCGAUGAAUAUUUUGCACAAAUAGAACAGUUUAAACAGAUGAUGGAGCUUAAAAGGCAAGUCUGAGGUCAGACUGUAUCUGAACCAUUUUAUAACUUUUAUCCAAACAUGGUUUUACCUCAGAAAAAGGCUGAAAUGGAAGGGUGUAGCUCGAUUCCAAGCAAAAGAAUCAAAAUGGAUUACUGUGAGUAG